Molecule: messenger RNA, 759 nt
Organism: Penaeus vannamei (Pacific white shrimp)
Lineage: Eukaryota; Metazoa; Arthropoda; Malacostraca; Decapoda; Penaeidae
Source: RefSeq, a predicted model, not a curated record
AGAUCCGGCCAAGACGUCGUGGUCUUAAUGAACGUAUCUCGGGCGUCGGCAGGAAGGUACAAGUGUGAGGUCUUAGCCGAUCACCCGAGUUUUGAGAAGGAUUCUGAGAUCGCCAACAUGGAGGUUAUAGACGUACCCACGGAUUCCCCAUCGGUGGUCCUGCGUCGCCACCAGUGGUCUCCCGGCGAGAUCCUGGAGGCCAACUGCACCUCCCCGGGGGUGCGGCCUCCCCCCGAGCUCCACUGGUACAUCAACGGGGACAAGAUCCAACCCCAGCUGUCCCGCCUCCUCACAGCCGAGCCCAGGACCCACCGUGGCAUGAGGUCCAGGGGGUACAUCAACGCCCAAGACAUGAUAGAUGUCGGUCUCGUGGGCGGCGGCGCGGGCGGGGAUAUCAGGGACGACCUGGAGCACGACCACGACCAGAGCCUGUUUCAAGUCGUACCUCGAACCUCGGCCUUGAAGAUGAAGUUGCAGUCCGCCCACUUCAACGUCGAUGGCCAGGCUUCCCUCACCUGUGUGGUCACGCUGCCUGGUUUGUAUCACAGGUCAGCCGAGGUCCCCCUCACCCUCCCGGGAUUCCGCGCCGCAGCCCCGUCGCAGAAGCUGUACGGAGGCGCCCUUCGGAAUGGAGGAACUGCCCUGACGGUGGCCCUGUGUCUGACGGCGCUGAAGGUUCUCGCCUUGUAGUGUCCGCGAAGGGAUGGGCGAGCGGGCGAAGGACACAUCCUCUACAGGGACACGAGAGAGAGAGAGAGA